Symbiodinium sp. CCMP2456 is the source of this 1668-nucleotide messenger RNA. The record is from the annotation of a GenBank genome assembly. Lineage: Eukaryota; Dinophyceae; Suessiales; Symbiodiniaceae.
AUGAGAUGCAUUGAGUUGUUUGCAAAGCAAACAUCAGCCCUGGUCUGGGCCGGUCGGAUCCUCCAGCAGCUGAGUCUGGCAUGGCGUUCAUUGCCUGAGAAAAAGUUCGUGAAGGCAGCGAAUGCCGUGGCAAAGCUGGACCUGGGAAAGGAGCUUUGGGCAAAGCCGCUGAAAGUGGCUUUGGAAGCGUGGCUGCCACGGAUGGACGGCCGACAUCUGGCCAACCUCAAAGCGAUUGCCGUCAUGGAGCUUUUGGAUGAGCCGCAGGCGAUGCACGCAUACCUCGAGCAGUGUGAGAGCCUGCGCAACGACAUCUGGUACUCCCGACACCUGCAAGUGGUUGAGGCCCAUGUCCACCUGCUGUACCCUGAGUUGUGGAACUCCCUGGACGAGCGAAUCCGCCUCUUUCUGCAGACUGUCCGGACUGCCGCAGAGGAGAGCCGUCAGACGCAGGCGCAAGUCGUCCAGGAAAGCUCGGCCUCAGAGAACUCAGAGGACGAGUCAGACGAAGAGGUCCAGGCGGUGCUAGCUCCGACCUUCGACAAGCAGCGCUUCAGUUCCGCCUUGCACGCGGACAUCAGCCGCAUGCUUACGGAGCUGGGCUUGGAGCACAGCAACAAGAUCUCAGCGGGGCCGGUGCUACUGGACAUCGUGCGCCUGGUCGGCGAGCACCUGCCAAGCAUGGUGGUCGUGGAGGCAGCGGCGCCCUGGCAGUACUAUCUGCGCUCCCCACAGAUCACCGCACUCGCGCGGCGCCGUCAGGAGAUGAUCUCAGCAAUGGGGUUCAACCUACAGGUCAUCCCGUAUUUUCGCUGGGACACCCUCAAGGACGAUUCUGCAAAAGCGGAACUUCUGAAGAAGCAGUUGCCCAAGGAGGCUCAAGCUGCAGAUCGUGCGCAAUUUCAUGGCUGCCAGUACAUGCCUGGCCCCACCACCAAGUGGAUGCAGGCGCCCAGGCGGAUCAGGGACAAAGCUCGCACUCCCGCCCUUCGAUUUGAGCUCUUCGCGCAAAAAAUGACAAUGGAGAAGGGCUGUGCAUUUGCAACCUGCGGAGGCCAGCGGAAGUCCGUAGAAUCCUUCACUCGCAAGCCAUCGCGGCUUGCCCCAAUGUCCGUUGCAUCGAGGAUGCAUCGCUUCAAGGCUCUGCAAGAUGUCUUGGCAGCCUUGGUCGUGGACGAAGACGAUGUUGCUGGCGCCGUCCAGGACGUGCCGCGCGACUUGUCACGGGAAGCUAUGGAGCCACAGGUUCCCCGUCUGGUCGGCGCUCGGCAAGUGAUGGCUUCGGAGGUCGCGCUUGCGAGUCUGUCCACGCUACUUCCCGACUCCGUGAUUCAGCAGGCGCUGGCCCUGGUGGACUCCAAGAGCAUCCACUUGGUGACCAGCCAGAUGGGUCGGAAGGCCUACGAGGUACGUGGCCAGAAGGCCUCGCACUUCGUCCUGGCAAGGGGCCUCUACUGCUCUUGUCCAUACUUCGGGCGACGAGUGAUCGAGGCCGGGGAGCUUUGCUGCAAGCAUUGGCUGGCAGUCCAAGUGGCGCAGCGCUGCGGCACCGGGAUCGGCUCCUCCGAAUGCCUGCAGGAAGAUGAGUUUUGCUGCUUGUUGGCGACCUAUGCGGUGAGGUUCUUGGACUGGUCUCGGCAGCGCAUGCUGGGAUGCCAGCCUGCAUGA